AUGGCUUCUUUGUUGCGACACAUUGUCGCCGGGCCACGAGCACGACACGCCGAGUCAGACCUAGAUCUUUGCUAUGUCACAUCCAACAUCAUCGCGACCUCCGGUCCGUCUGGCACAUACCCCCAAAGAGCCUACCGAAACCCCCUCGACCGGUUAGUGACCUUCCUCGACUCGAAGCACCAAGACAACUGGGCGAUAUGGGAGUUUCGCGCCGAAGGAACAGGGUACCCAGAUGAGGAGGUGUACGGCCGCGUACGGCAUUACCCAUGGCCCGACCACCACCCACCGCCAUUUCGCCUGAUACCCAUGAUCAUGGCCAGCAUGCGGAACUGGUUGCACGGAGGGGAUCUUGAACGGGGAGAUGUCGCUGUCGGCGCUGUAGAUAAGACUGCCAAGACAAACAAGGAGAGAGUUGUGGUUGUCCACUGCAAGGCUGGCAAGGGCAGAAGCGGCACUGUGUCGUGCAGCUACCUCAUCUCCGAGUGCGGGUGGAAGCCCGACGAGGCUCUUACAAGGUUCACGGAAAGAAGAAUGCGCCCCAAGUUCGGUGCCGGCGUUUCCAUCCCCAGUCAGUUACGGACGAUCACCUACGUGGACCGGUGGACGAAGGGCGGAAAGAAGUACAUCGACAGGGCCAUCGAGAUUGUUGAGAUACACGUCUGGGGUCUCCGCAGUGGCGUCAAGUUUGAUGUCGAGGGUUUCGCCGAGGAAGGAAAAAAGAUCAAGGUCUUUCAUACUUUCAAGAAGAGCGAGAGGAUCGUUGUCCAGGGCGAUGCUCCGAGUGGAGGCGGCGUCGGCCGCAUGAUGACUGACAUGGCGAGCGUCGGUAUCAAGCCUACUGAGAAGGCCCCCGAGGCGGCGCCACUUUCAGAACCCACCAACACGAACAACGGCCGCAAAAGCAGCUCCGAGAAGAAGGCAGCCGGAGACAAGACGACUGAGAACGAUGAUUCCGUACACUCACAGAGCGAGGCAAAGAAGCUGCGCACUGCAAAGACGGCUUCUCUUAUCCGGGACCCUGGUUUGGAACAUGGUGCGAACCAGAAGAGAAGCGAGACUGAAGCCCCGAUGGCGGCUCACUCAAACACGCAGCCCGCCGGAAAGUCUAGUGAAGGCGAAGACAACGAACCUGGCGGCAUGGCUGUCAUCCUCAAGCCGAAGGAGGCGAUCAGAAUCCCCAACAGCGACGUCAACAUUUCCGUGGAGCGCCGGAACCGCACUUCCUCGUCCAUGGGAUUAACGAUGGUAACCGCUGUCGCCCACGUCUGGUUCAACGUCUUCUUCGAGGGCAACGGCCCAGAGCAAGACGGCAAAGCCGACGCCAGCGGUGUAUUCGAGAUCGACUGGGAAGCCAUGGACGGCAUCAAGGGCUCCAGCAGAAAAGGAUCUCGCGCGUUCGACAAGAUCGCCGUGGUCUGGCGCGUCGCCGACUCCCAACGAGCCGAGGACGGCGGCGACGAGGUCGUACCGACGGACGGUGAGAUUAUCAACGAACCCUCGACCAACUCGCCUGUACCGCAGAUGAGGCCUGCCGACUGGAAGGGAGACAACAAGGAGGACCCGAUUGCUGAGAAACAUUUAGGUCUGAGAACUGAGAACCCCGAGAGUGCGGACGUGAGCCGGGCGAGCAGCGUCAAGGACGCGGACAUCAAGGACGAGAAUGAUACGGACUCCCUGGAAGGUGUGAAGACUAGCGGGCCUUUUGGCGAGGAGAGGUUGGAUGCUGACGAAAUUAAUGCGAAGAAGGUCGAGAAAGAGGCAGGCGAGGGGAGUCUGAAUAGACAGGAUCCCGGGCCGGAGCUACUGAGUACCCCUGAUACGGCAAGUGGGACGACGGCGCAGGGGAGCACGGAGGUGAAGAAGUAA
Messenger RNA from Colletotrichum spaethianum, 1866 nucleotides. RefSeq names its product phosphatidylinositol 3,4,5-trisphosphate 3-phosphatase and dual-specificity protein phosphatase PTEN. Gene Ontology annotation, molecular function: protein tyrosine phosphatase activity; protein tyrosine/serine/threonine phosphatase activity; phosphatidylinositol-3,4,5-trisphosphate 3-phosphatase activity. Gene Ontology annotation, biological process: negative regulation of cell population proliferation; phosphatidylinositol 3-kinase/protein kinase B signal transduction; regulation of phosphatidylinositol 3-kinase/protein kinase B signal transduction. NCBI's taxonomy places the organism in Eukaryota, Fungi, Ascomycota, Sordariomycetes, Glomerellales, Glomerellaceae. Bases 1 to 1866 code for a protein of 621 amino acids. The transcript is spliced from 2 exons. Gene Ontology annotation, cellular component: cell projection; plasma membrane; nucleus. The record is from RefSeq and is a predicted model, not a curated record.